Crotalus tigris (Tiger rattlesnake) is the source of this 547-nucleotide messenger RNA. RefSeq names its product BPTI/Kunitz domain-containing protein-like. NCBI's taxonomy places the organism in Eukaryota, Metazoa, Chordata, Lepidosauria, Squamata, Viperidae. The transcript has 4 exons. Gene Ontology annotation, molecular function: serine-type endopeptidase inhibitor activity. The coding region runs from base 3 to 440 and encodes 145 amino acids. The record is from RefSeq and is a predicted model, not a curated record.
CCAUGAGGUCCGGUGGCAGCCUCCUCUUCCUCUUCUGGGGUGCCUUUCUCAUCUGGAGCCCUCUGCUCUCCGUGUCCAGACUGUUCUACGGCAGCUGCAAAACCAUCCCAAACCUAAUGGAACGAUGCGGGAAGCUUGAGGAACGUUUUUUCUACAACGCCACCUCCAAGAUGUGUGAGCCUUUCGUUUACUACGGGUGCCUCAAGAACCGGAACCGCUUCUACACCCUGGAGACAUGUCAGCAAUUCUGCGGAUUGGUUGACUAUUGCCAGCUGCCUCCUGACCCUGGCUUUUGCAAGUAUCAACUACAACGCUGGUUUUACAACCCAGAAACCAGACAGUGCAAGACUUUCAUCUACCAGGGCUGCGGAGGGAACUACAACAACUUCAAGAAACGUUUGACGUGCCAGCGGAAGUGCCCCAAGAAAGGCUCUCCCUAAGGGCUCCGUGGAGAGAAGCUCGGCCUGCUUCUUUGUGCUGAAGAAAGAGGGAUGCAUCAGGACGAGGCCAGGCGCAGGGAGCCUCCAGGCGCCUUUGGAAGGAAGGG